Botrytis deweyae is the source of this 555-nucleotide messenger RNA. RefSeq lists its product as uncharacterized. The transcript has a single exon. Lineage: Eukaryota; Fungi; Ascomycota; Leotiomycetes; Helotiales; Sclerotiniaceae. The coding region runs from base 1 to 555 and encodes 184 amino acids. The record is from RefSeq and is a predicted model, not a curated record.
AUGAUGCUUUUCAACGCAAUAAUUCUAUGUCUCUUCGCUAGUAUUCAGGUAGCUAUUGCUGCUACCAGUACUUCUACCUUUUCAUCGUGUACCACCGUAUCCUCUACCAAAUCUGUUGCCGUAGUCAAAACCAUCACAACACGCAGAGGCGACUAUUUCUACGCUUCCAAUUCUUUCACCAGACCUCCUCCAACAACGAUUACUGUCACCCUUCCUGCCAAAUCAACAAUAUUCACCACUACUAAAACGACGGUCCCUGCACCAUUAGUAGCUAGGGCCACAGAUCCUGUAUUGAUUGGUGUUGACGAAGCCUCGAAGAAACCUCGAACUCUCCCUGAUGAUGCUUCACGCGGGAUCUCUCUUCCACGAGUUGUGCCUAACAGGUUCAAUUUCCGAUCUCUAACUCCAAAGCCCAUGUAUCCCUACGUAGUAUACUGUGUAUACGAGAUCACACGAGUCUCAAUCUCGACAGUUACGGGUGCACAACAAACAGUUAAAAAGACUGUCACCCCAAAAUACACAACUUCGACUGUAACUGAAACUGUAACGGUAUAA